This is a messenger RNA of Cyphomyrmex costatus, 1332 nucleotides long. RefSeq names its product putative sodium-dependent multivitamin transporter. Gene Ontology annotation, biological process: transmembrane transport; sodium ion transport. Gene Ontology annotation, molecular function: symporter activity. Gene Ontology annotation, cellular component: membrane. The record is from RefSeq and is a predicted model, not a curated record. The transcript has 7 exons. NCBI's taxonomy places the organism in Eukaryota, Metazoa, Arthropoda, Insecta, Hymenoptera, Formicidae. The coding region runs from base 1 to 1332 and encodes 443 amino acids.
AUGUUAUCUAUUAAUUCUUUAUAUUUCUUAUUAUAUCUCGCUUUACCAAUUCUACUAUCUUCCUAUUGCAUUUCCAGAAGUACCAAGUCGUCAGAGAAAGCCAAAGACCAUAUCCUAUUCCUACCUAUUUUUAUACCUCCAAUUCCUCUCUUCUCUAGUUCCUUAUCUAAAUCCGCGAUAUACAAGUUAAAGAGAAGUGGACUCAUAACACAACCCUACCUCACUCCUUUCUUCGUCCAGAAUUUCUCCGUGUAUCCUUACCUCGUCCUCACCUUCACUCUCGUAUCUUCAUAUAUCCUCUCCACUCGCCUCGAAAAAAAUCAUAAUUUUAAUUGGGAUGAAGUAGAUAUUCUGGACAUUGAACCCUCUUAUAGUAGAAGGCUAAUAUCGGAAAUGGAGUACUUUGUAGCAAGUCGAUCAAUGAGCAUCAUACCAGUCGCUAUUGCUAUGGUGGCUACCUUCAUUUCUGGUUCUGGACUACUCGGAUUAUCCGCUGAGAUUUAUACAUAUGGAAUGCAAUUUGUUGUGAUAAUCCUGUCGUUUAUGUUAGGCACUGCGAUCACAUGUUACGGAUUCCUACCAGUAUUCUACAACCUACAAGCAACCAGCGUCUAUGAGUAUUUAGAAAAACGUUUCGGAGUAAGAACUAGGAUGAUAGCUAGUUUUGUCUAUUGGAUUCAACAGCUUGUCCAUUCAGGUUUGGUGCUUUAUGCUCCUUCUCUAGCCUUGGAGACGACCACAGGAAUCUCUAAAACUAUCAGUAUUGUUAUUGUUGGCCUUGUAUGUGCUUUCUAUUCGAGUAUUGGUGGUAUUAAGACUGUGAUAUUGGUUGAUGUAUUUCAAAGUCUGCUUAUAUUUAUCGCCGUCUUGUUAAUUAUUGGUAUAGCUGUAAAUAAUGUUGGAGGAUUGGGACAGAUUUGGGAAAUCGCGAGACAGGGACAACGACUCGAGUUUGACAGUAUUGAUUUGGAUCCAACAGUAAGAUAUACCUGGUGGUCUAUUAUGUUGGGUGGUUUAUGUACGUUUUUGAUAAUUGUCGGAGUAAAUCAAGUACAAGUACAGCGUAUGCUAACUGUAAAUUACCAGAGUCGUCCAUUACUCACAAACCCUCAGCAACAUACCGGCUACCGAAUACCAGCAACGGCACUGAUUGUGAGAUCCAGUACAAUCAAAGAGCAUCUCUUCAAAAAUUCUACCGAUAUGGAACCUGUUGACGGAAAUAGAUCUAAUUUCCGAGGUUCUCAAACCGCCAAUAGACCAAUACGGAUAGCAGUAGUCCAACCAAUAAUUAUUAGGCUCUCCGAGCAACCGACUGAGCUGCCACUCACCUAA